AAAGUUUUCUAUCGGUUUCGUAAUUAUUUUCAUACCUAAAUUAUCUUUUUUAUGUACAAAAUCUUAACUAGAUAUACUUUUAUAUACAUAAUAGAACAGUAAAAUUAUAUGACCUAGAAAUUCCAAUCCUAAAUUAUCAAUGAACCCGUUUGUUACAUAACAACGAAAUACUAAUAAAUACAAUUGACCUAAAAGUUUCUCGGUUAGGUUGUAGAUUCCGGAAAAUGAAGUGGGUGGUUUUCUUGUGCGGUUUCAGUUUUUUACUGUUGGGAACAUGUCACUCUGCCAACAUAGUGGCAUAUAUGCCCUUUCCGUUUUACAGCCAUCAAACAGCUUUCAAGCCGCUGUGGUUAGAACUGGCGAAAAGGGGACACAAAAUCACUCUCAUCCAGUCUCAAGUCACUGUAGAAAACAACGAGAACAUCACCCACAUACUCCUGAACGACACGUACAGAAUUAUGAACAAAGGGAAAAUGUUCGACAAAAUAGCAGAAGGCCAGUCCAUCGUCAAGACACUCGUAUCGGAGUUGCAUUCCCUUUUCGAGUCAAUGGAAUACCAAUUGUCGCAUCCAGGAGUCCAGGAAUUGCUGGCAAGCGACAAGAAAGUCGAUCUGUUCUUCACGGAGUUCCUUGCGACGUUUGGCACGGCUCUUGGGCGAAAGCUCAACGCGUCGAUGAUCGGCUUGGUAUCCAUGGACUCCUCUAUUCACGGACACCUCUACGUGGGCAACCCUACGCACCCGGUUAUGUAUCCAGAUAAAGAUAUGCCGUUUUACCCGGCUCUUACCUUCAAGGAAAGGGUGAUAGACACUUUUUUCUGGGUAGCUUUUAAACUGUCAAUGGAUUUUAUAUUCAAUCCCAUGAUGGAACGGGUAGCUGCGAAAUGUUUAGGGGAGGUAGAACCUUUGGAAGACAUCGCUAAGGAGGUUAGUCUGCUGUUUAUAAAUGCCAACCCGCUGUUCAAUGCCGUAAGGCCUCUAGGACCUAAAACUUUCAACAUUGGAGGGGGGCUUCACUUGUUGGAACCUCAGCCGCUGCCUGAGGAUCUUCAGGACUACUUGGACAACGCCGAAUAUGGGGUUAUAUAUUUCAGUUUGGGAUCCAACAUUAACAGCAAACAACUGCCUAACAUUACCAAGAAAAUAAUUCUGGAAACCUUCUCGCAGUUGCCGUACAAAAUAUUGUGGAAAUUCAAUGAAGAAAUUCCAGGAAAAUCCAAUAACGUCAAAGUGAUGAAAUGGAUACCGCAGCAAGACGUUCUCAGGCAUAAAAACGUAAAACUUUUUAUCACUCAAGGAGGUCUCCAGUCCAUGGAAGAAGCCAUUUUUAAUUACGUCCCCAUGCUUGCCCUGCCAUUCUAUGGAGAUCAAAAUAGCAACGCACGUAAAAUGGCAGCCAAAGGAAUUGGAUUGACGCUAGAUUACAAGAAGUUAAAUGUGGAAAGUUUUAAAAGCGCUAUUUUGGAGGUUCUCGACAACUCGCGAUACAGGGAAACAACGAAAGAAUUAGCCGACUUGGUCAUGGACCAACCGAUGACCGGUUUGGAGAAGGCCGUCUGGUGGACGGAGUACGUACUAAGACAUGGAAGAACGGAACACUUCAGGGACCGAUCCGUUGACACACCGUGGUAUCAGUUUUUGCUUUUAGAUGUAAUCUCUUUCGUUCUUGCGGCAGCAGCAGUUGCGAUAUACGUUUUCGUAAAAACUUUGCGAUUAUUAAAGUGGUCGGUAUGUAAGUUACACAAAACACUGACUGAUGGAAAGAAAACAAAAACGAAUUGAGUGCAGUUAGGUGACAGACAGUAAUUAAUAGAUAGAUAGUAACAAUGAAAUGCAAGCAUACGUUUACAGAACGUGUCUUUAACUGAAAUACUUUUAUUGAUGAAUUAAUACUCAAAUUAUUUUAGGUAUUCGUAAACUUUGAAUCAUGUUUAUUGUUGUCAUUAUCGA
Messenger RNA from Anoplophora glabripennis (Asian longhorned beetle), 1949 nucleotides. Its product is annotated as UDP-glucuronosyltransferase 2B16-like. NCBI's taxonomy places the organism in Eukaryota, Metazoa, Arthropoda, Insecta, Coleoptera, Cerambycidae. The transcript is spliced from 4 exons. The coding region runs from base 225 to 1781 and encodes 518 amino acids. Gene Ontology annotation, molecular function: UDP-glycosyltransferase activity. The record is from RefSeq and is a predicted model, not a curated record.